This is a messenger RNA of Corylus avellana, 2603 nucleotides long. RefSeq lists its product as uncharacterized. The record is from RefSeq and is a predicted model, not a curated record. Lineage: Eukaryota; Viridiplantae; Streptophyta; Magnoliopsida; Fagales; Betulaceae.
CACAGAGGCAUCAUCUUCAAUGUUUGCUCGGAAAACAAAAAGGGAUAUAGCGUCAAUGUUAAAUUUCUUGUAAGCAGUAAGUAGCAACUAGCAAGAAUUUUUUAAGCAAUUCCCCUUCCGGUCAACCGUGAAGCAUUCACUUUUCGAAAUUUUACACCAGAUGAUCUAUGUCUUACUCCAUGCGGCCUGAAUUUUAUUCCCAAGAAAUGCAGUUCAUCGCAGAUCACACAAGCUGAACUGAGGAUGCUACUAACAACAAUUUUGAGCGGUUGGUUUUAUGUGGAGAAGAGGAGGCUCGUCCAGGUGUUUCCGGAACGGGUGCGGAAACUAUGGGACGAUUGGGAGCUAAGAGUAAUGAUCCUCAUCAGCCUCACCUUGCAAAUAUUACUCAUUAUGGUGGGCAACCGCAGAAAGUAUAAUGCAGCAACUUGGCUCAGAAUGUCUAUUAUUUGGUCCGCAUACCUGAUGGCAGACUGGGUGGCAACUGUUGCACUAGGCGUCCUCUCCAACAAGCAAGGAAAUUCCAACCCCAUCAAAACUAAUCCUAUCAAUGAAGAGGUCAUGGCAUUUUGGGCACCGUUUCUGCUGUUGCAUCUUGGCGGCCCAGACACAAUCACGGCUUAUGCUUUAGCAGACAAUGAGUUGUGGCUAAGGCACUUUCUUGGACUUCUUGUCCAAACCGGUGUGGCCUUGUAUGUCACUGUCACGGCCUGGAGGGGAACUUGGCUCUCAUUCCUCACCAUUCCCAUGCUUUUUUCUGGGGUAAUAAAGUAUGGGGAAAGGUCAUUAGCCUUGAGAUCUGCAAAUCGUGAGCAGUUUCUUGAUUCCUUGCUCGAUCCUCCCGAUCCUGGCCCUAGUUAUACUAAAUUCAUGGAGGAAUUCACUUUGAAAAUGGACGAGGGGUUUAGUGUGUCGGCUGAUGAGGUGAUAGAGGUUGCUGCUGGCAGUACUGACGAUAACAACAGUACAAUCGCUAAUACAAGCAAAAUAUUGCCUGAUGCGGACAUGUUCUUCCAGUGUUUCAAGCGGCUCUUUGUAGAUCUUAUUCUUAGCUUCCAGGACCGAGAUCAGAGCCAGUCUUACUUCCAGAAUUUCACUUGGGAAGAUGCUUUCAAGUUAGUUGAAAUCGAACUUGGCUUCGCGUAUGAUGCUUUCUAUACCAAGGCACCUAUAAUGUACACUAGAUGCGGAUGCUUUUGCCGCUUCAUCACUUCCUCUUUCACUAUUAUAGUUUUUGUGCUCUUCCUGAUUGCUGAGAAGCACAAUCACCUGCAGACUGAUCUCAUAAUUACUUACAUAUUGCUGGUUGGAGCUAUUAUUCUAGAAUUCUAUGCUGUCAUUUUGCUACUAUCCUACGACAGGACAAAGCUAUGGUUGAGAUCUGCAAACCUUUCUCCGUUUUCUCCAACCCUUUUUUGUUUUCAGCCCAUGGUUUCUCAAGUAAUCUCUUGUUUUCAACCAAUCACCUCUUCAGUAAUCUCCUGUUUUCAGCCCAUGGUUUCUCCAUUAAUUUCUUUUUUUCUACCUUCUAGCAAAAAGAGGUGGUCAAAUUUAUUGGCUCAGUACAAUUUGGUAAGCUUUUCCCUUAAAGACAAGCUCGUGCCUUUUCUGGAUGAUAAACGUGUCCAACAGUAUGUCAAUGUGAAACUUUUACCAUUUUAUGAAACAUUGGAAAAGCACCGUUAUAAAGAUCAUUGCGAAAUCUCUAGCGAUUUGAAAAGGUUGAUCUUCCAGCACUUCAAGGAGAAAAUGGAGGAAAUGCAGAAACGGAAGAAAACGGAUCAGUCAGAAAAUGCAGAACUGGACAAAUAUAUCGCAUCUUUAUGUAGUGCCAGAGGCGGUCUUGUUUUUAAAGAAGAAAAAUAUGAAUGUUCCUCCUCAUUCGAUUGGAGCACUGAGCAGGUAGAAUUCGACCAAAGCAUUCUUAUCUGGCACAUUGCUACUGAUCUCUGCUAUCACUCAGAUGGUGGCGAAAACUUGUAUGCCAAAGAUUCGAGCAAGAAGCUGUCGGACUACAUGUUGUAUCUUUUAGUCAUGCGUCCCUUCAUGUUGCCAAUUGGGAUUGGGAUGAUCAGGUUUCGAGACACUUGUGAGGAGGCCAAGGAAUUUUCCAAGGAAAAAGAUUUAUCAGCAAAAGAUACGGACAAACUUCGCAAAAUGCUGCUUAAAGUGAGUACUGAAUUUGAACCAACUAAGGUGAAAGGGGACAGGAGCAAAUCCGUGCUAUUCGAUGGAUGUAGGCUUGCACAUCUAUUGCAGAACAUGGAGAAAGAGAAAUGGAUCAGUAAAGAGAAGAAGUGGGAGUUUGUUUGUAACGUGUGGAUUGAGAUCCUGGGUUACGCUGCUAGUCACUGCAGAGGAUAUUAUCAUGCUCAACAGCUUUCCAGAGGCGGGGAGCUCCUCACUCACGUCUGGCUUCUUAUGGCGCAUCUUGGCAUUACGGAACAGUUUCAAAUCAAUCGAGGCCACGCCAGAGUCAAGUUAGUUGUGAACUGAUCGAUGAGUAGAUAAUAUUGUUUAUCUUAAAUAUUUGUACUAAAGUUGUUUGUGAUUGGAAUGUGACAUAACCAUUUCAAUAAUAAAGGUUUUCCGAGGUUUAUUAA